GAGAGAAGAGAAUAAAAAAGAUAAAUGCGAAAAUAAAAACCUUCCGUCACCGUGCGAGAAGAAAUCAGAAUCAAGAAACCGACGUCCCUCUCUCUCUUCUCUCUCUCUCCCUCACCUCCUCUUUCUCUCUUCCCCUCGGAUCUCUCUCUCCCUGAUUAAACCUCCAAAAUCAGGGAGUUUCGGGUUUCGGAUUCUUCAAAAUUACAAGUCUUUGUCUUCUGUAGCUCGUUGCAGCCCUUUGAAAUCUCCAAGCUUUUGUUCUUUCACAAUCUUAAUGUUCUCAAGAGGGCUUCUGCAGCAAGCGAAAUGGGACAAAGAAAUAGAACGGUCGAUUUAGAAAUGGAGCAGCAGCAAUCUCAAGCCUCUCUCCAACCAGAACCUUGCAUUCUCUUAGGCAGCUUUCCACAACAACCGGAUACUAAUAGCAUCCCUGCCAUGGUUGCAAACGUUCCUAAUUUAGAAGCACAUUCUCUUCAAGACCAGAAUUAUGACAACUCGGCAAUGUUCUACGGUCUUCCUCAGUACCAUCAUCAUCAUCAUCAUCAUCAUCAGCGUGCUCCCACGAAUUUCUAUGUUCCCUAUGUGGCAUUUCAGGCUCCGCCAAGUCAGUUACCUUCUUCUAGCAGUCACGGUGUAGUUGGAGUAAGCUCUGAUCAUGAGUACGAAAGGAAUGCUCAUUUUAUGGAUCACACAAGAGGAGCAUACAAAAGAAAAAACGCUGAAGGCUUAACCGGAAAUCCUCAGUAUUUAAGUACUUUAGCAGUUCCAUUCAAUACGCCAGAGGCAGUGGCACCAUUUGGAGGCGUGAGGAACAGACCUGGAGCUGUUACAAUGAACCCUGUUCUUCCUCCUCAUGCUCCAAACAGCUUCAUUCAAGGGAAUUACGCAGGCCAUCAUCCUUUUCAAUCUCCUGGCUCAGUCUGGUAUGAUCAACACCAUGGCAGAUCUGAUGGUUCACCUUCGUUUUGGCCCCACACGCCUUAUAUGCACGGUACUAACAUUGUCGCUGGUCCCAUAGAAUCUAGUAGUAGAAACCCUACAGCAUUUAUGUAUCCUUCUCAAGUAAACCCGAGGGACCAUUAUUAUGGUCAUCAUCAUCACCCAACACCUUCUCCUGUACAAGGAGUGAGAGGCCAGAGCGCCACAUUCUACCCUCACAUGGCUUCUUCGGCCUCAUACAGAGUUCCUCCUGGUAGCUUUGCUCCUCAGACCACAAUGAAUAGUGGCCCCUCGGGUUCAGAGAUGGGUUCGAAUCACGUGAGUCCUGUUCAACCAACCGGGUUUCGAAUAUACCAGCAACAUCAGCGAGAUGGUUCUGUACCUGUAGCAACUCUUAGACAACACCGUGGAGGAGUUCCUCGGCUUAGAGUGAUGCCUGAUGAUGAAGUUGCGAUAUUGGAGUUUGGAGACUUCCUUGGAGGUUCUGGAAAUCAUCACAUUGAUCAUCAUAGAGAUAUGCGAUUGGACAUCGAGGAAAUGUCUUACGAGGAGCUUCUUGCGUUGAGCGAGCGAAUUGGAACCGUAAACACUGGUUUGCCAGAGGAAGAUGUUAAGAGUCAUCUCAAAAUAAGAACAUGUUCUGUUAUCAACCUUGAUGAAAAGUCGUCGUCUCCAGAAACUAAAGAUAGAGAUACUGAACCGUGCACGAUAUGUCAGGAAAGCUUCAAGAACGAAGAAAAGAUUGCGACUUUGGAUUGCGGGCACGAGUAUCAUGCUGAGUGCUUGGAGAAAUGGCUGAUUGUGAAGAACGUUUGCCCAAUCUGUAAAUCAGAGGCACUGGUCAUGGAGAAGAGAGAGGUAUAAUAAUAGGAAGAAGAAUGGCUUUUUAAUCUAUUCGGUUUAUAUAUAUUUAUAUAAAAAGGAAACUUAAGAGAAGAGAAGAAAACAGAAUUUGGGUUUGUUUUCAGCUCCAAAAAAAAAUUCUGUAAAUUUGUACCUUUUUUUUGUUUUGUUUGUGCACAUAAUAUGUGUGAAUGGUCAAAAACUGUCAUCUUUUUAAUUUGGUUUCUUGGCUACGUGACAAUGAAAAAAUGUACA
Messenger RNA from Eutrema salsugineum, 2037 nucleotides. RefSeq names its product probable E3 ubiquitin-protein ligase ZFP1. The transcript has 7 exons. Lineage: Eukaryota; Viridiplantae; Streptophyta; Magnoliopsida; Brassicales; Brassicaceae. Gene Ontology annotation, molecular function: ubiquitin protein ligase activity. Bases 307 to 1803 code for a protein of 498 amino acids. Gene Ontology annotation, cellular component: nucleus. The record is from RefSeq and is a predicted model, not a curated record.